Molecule: messenger RNA, 723 nt
Organism: Lachancea fermentati
Lineage: Eukaryota; Fungi; Ascomycota; Saccharomycetes; Saccharomycetales; Saccharomycetaceae
Source: the annotation of a GenBank genome assembly
AUGGCAUUAAAAACAGUUUCUUCGAAGCUCGCAGCCCAGUUGGACAAAGAGUUGAUGGGACCCGAGAUUGGUUUCACUUUGGAACAGCUGAUGGAGCUUGCCGGACUCAGCGUGGCUCAAGCAGUUCAGCGCCAAUUUCCUCUCUCCAUCUAUCACAAGAAUAAGAUAUUGGUUGUAGCUGGUCCGGGCAACAAUGGUGGUGACGGCCUGGUAUGCGCACGUCACUUGGCGCUGUUCGGAUACCGUCCCGUUGUGUUCUACCCAAAGCGAUCUUCACGUACGCCCUUUUACGGGCAGCUAGUCAAUCAGCUCAAGUUCUUCAAGAUUCCAGUAUUGAGUACAGAUGACGACUGGAAACAAUUGUUACAUGCCAAGGACACUUUAUGUGUUGUGGAUGCGAUAUUCGGGUUUUCCUUCAAGCCUCCUGUAAGAGAGCCUUUUGGUUCCAUCAUCAGUGAACUAAUUAGCGUGCAGGAUCAAUUGCCUAUCGUUUCAGUCGAUGUGCCCACUGGCUGGGAUGUCGAUGAGGGACCUGUAUCGACGGAGCAUAUAGUACCAAGCAUGCUUGUAUCAUUGACUGUGCCUAAGCCGUGCUCCGCCAAACUUGAUAAGGACAAAACCGACCAUUUUGUUGGUGGCAGAUUCAUUCCACCUGAUUUUGCCGUCAAAUAUGGAUUUGAACCCUUUCCAUAUCCAUCAACUGACCAAAUUUUGAAACUUUAA